ACAAGCACACCCAAUGCGCAGUUGUUUACCUCGCCCACUUUUUGUUUACUUGUCGCGUUUCCGAAAACAAAAUCCCAAAGUUUUCGAAAAACUCACCAUAAAGUGGGAUUUGACUAAUCUGAAACUGAAUUUAAGUUUUUCUUGCAGAUGACUGAGGCCGACACCGGCGAGUUGCUUUUUUGCUUACCUAGCUCUCCCGACGGUGCCUUUGAUCGAUCGGACGCCCGGACAGCACUAAAAUGAAAAUGGCUGACUCGCCGCUAGCACAUUUGGAGCAUUCGCCGCACUCGCGCAAGCGGGUCACCUACUUUUACAGCCCUGAAGUGGGCAACUUCCACUACGGGCCCGGACACCCGAUGAAGCCUCACAGAAUGUCGGUGACCAACAGCCUGGUGCUCAACUAUGGUCUGCACAAGAAGAUGACCAUGUACCGACCCUACAAGGCCAGCGUGCACGACAUGUGUCGGUUCCACUCGGAGGACUACAUCGAUUUCUUACAGAAGGCGACGCCGAGCAUGAUGCAGAAUACGAGCACCAAGUAUAUGAACAAUUACAACGUGGGUGACGACUGUCCCAUUUUCGACGGCCUCUUCGAGUUCUGCUCGCUCUACACGGGCGCCUCGUUGGACGGUGCCACUCGUUUGAACAACCGUACCUCGGACAUUUGUAUAAACUGGUCUGGAGGCUUGCACCACGCCAAGAAGUUUGAGGCGUCUGGCUUUUGUUAUGUCAACGAUAUUGUGAUCGCCAUCCUCGAACUGCUUAAGUUUUACUCCCGUGUUCUCUACAUAGAUAUUGAUGUGCACCACGGGGAUGGGGUCCAGGAAGCUUUUUAUCUCACGGACCGAGUGAUGACUGUUUCUUUCCACAAGUACGGAAACGGAUUUUUCCCUGCCACAGGAGACAUGUACGAGAUUGGCUAUGAGAACGGCCGAUAUUAUUCUGUAAAUGUUCCUCUCAGGGAGGGGAUAGACGACGCGAGCUACCUGCCCGUUUUCAAACCUGUAAUUCAGUCGGUGAUGGAGUACUACAAUCCGACCGCUAUCGUCCUGCAAUGUGGCGCAGAUUCACUUGCGAAUGACCGCCUGGGAUGCUUUUCACUGACCACCAAAGGCCAUGGAGAGUGUGUCCGGUUUGUGCGCGACCUGAACGUCCCUUUGCUGACCUUGGGUGGGGGUGGAUACACCUUGAGAAACGUGGCCAGGGCUUGGACUUACGAAACGUCCCUACUGUGCUACGAGCCUGUCAUCGACGACAUUCCGUACAGCGAGUACUUUGAGUACUUUGGACCUGAUUUCACUCUGCACCCGGAAAUGGUGUCCCGCAUCGACAACGCCAACCCAAAGGGCUACCUUGAAUUGAUCACCAAGCACGUUAUUGAUAACCUGAAGAUGCUGCAAGGGGCACCUUCUGUGCAGAUGCAGGAUGUGCCGCCUUCCUUUUUGGAUCCUGAGAGAGAUGGCAUCGCUAUGGAUGCGAUGGACCCUGAUUCAAAGAUGGACGAAGACAAAAUCGUCGACGCUCCAAACGAGUUUUACGACGGUGACAGGGACAACGACAAGGACGAGGCUGGAUCUCCGGUGGUGGCCAACCUGAUGAUCGCUGAGCCGUCGCCGUCGACAACCCCGACGCCGGCGCCCACCCCUCCGUCCUCACAGUUGCAGCCAGCAAAUCCUGCGACGUCGUCAACCCCGACCCCUGCAAGUCAGCCGGCCGCCAGCACAUAGCAGGCUCUGAUGGCGAGGCAAAGCAGCCUGCAGCCAGUGGUUCUCUUGCACCGCACCUCUGAUGGUUGAAAAGGACUGUUCUCAAACAAGCAGCGCGUGUGGUUCUCAGUGGAGAGAUUCGCUCAGUCUCAUUUGAGGAUCGCUCCAGUAUUUUGCCGAAGAAAUUAACUAGCUAUUUUUAUGUGCAUAUUUUUGUGUAAAUCGAUGGACUCAUUUACUCUAUUUUAAUUAUAUUUCUCUGGCGUUGAAGCCUAGACAUUCGGAUUAUGUCUCACUCACUCACAAACACACGCAUACACUCUUUCUCUCUCACACAGACACACACAGUGCAAUAUUUGGACUGACGGAAUAAUAAUGCUAUCUAUCUACUAUACUCAAUUAUACAUUUCAUGAUGCAUUUUAAGGAGAAAUUCAUAAUUCACUAACUUUUAAUUUUAUUUUAAUAUAAAAUUAGGUGUAAUUAAAAUUUGUGAUAUAUCGCUAACUUAACAAGGAUUAUUUUCAAAUACCUUGAAUAAAAGACAACUUAUUUAUGCAUGCAUGUAAAUUUUCCUUUUUUUAUCAUAUUGGCUAGUGCUGACAUUGGCGUGUAGAUGUUGCAUCGAUUUCUGAAGUACAGAGUUUAAUCUUGAA
Molecule: messenger RNA, 2360 nt
Organism: Cloeon dipterum
Lineage: Eukaryota; Metazoa; Arthropoda; Insecta; Ephemeroptera; Baetidae
Gene: HDAC3
Product: histone deacetylase 3
Exons: 4
Coding region: 240-1727 (495 amino acids)
Cellular component (GO): nucleus
Molecular function (GO): histone deacetylase activity
Source: RefSeq, a predicted model, not a curated record